AGUAUAGUGUCGUCAUUUCCGCUGAGAGAGGAAUUCUGAGAGUGAAUCACUCAUGAGAGAGAUCCUCAAAUUUUCAAUGCGAUUUAGAUUCGCAUAACUGUUUCAAUUUUCUUUUAAAAAUUGUAUUUAGAGUAGCUGGAUUAGUUGUUUAUCAUUAUUAAUGGCUGACGCGAAUAACGACAUUCUAAAAGAUGAUUCGAGUAACCGUGUCCCUUCUGCACCCGGAAAACCAGAAAAAAUUAACGAGGGUAAAAGAGAGGUAACAAUAGAGUGGUCGACUCCAGUCAAUAAUGGAUCAGAUUCAAUAAUCGAUUAUGAAAUCCAAAUCAGUCUCUUAAACAGUAAUAAGUGGCAAACCGUUCCAAAUAAGCAAAUGAAGAGGGAUACUGCAGGCAGUACAACAUGCAAAAUACUGCAAUUGAAAGAGAAUAAAAAAUAUUUAUUUCGAGUACGAGCAAUCAAUAGUUCUGGAUAUGGGGAAUUUUCAAAAGAAUCUGAUAUAAUUAAAGUUCACUCUCUUUCUAUAAUACCUCCCCCGUCUGAACCACCUCGUAGACCGCAAAAUUUACCGACGGAUGAAACAACAAUUACGCUAAAUGGUCAACAACACAAAGUAGAUUUUCGCGAUCUGCUAUUACUUAACUCAAAUUUGGGUAGAGGAGCUUAUGGUCAAGUGGAGAAAUGGCAGCAUAUCCCUUCAGGCACUCUCAUGGCAGUCAAACGAAUACCAUUUACUGUAAAUGGGACAGAACAAAAACGUUCUUUAACCGAUUUAAGUAUAAUUAUGAGAAGCGUUAGCUGUCCAUUCGUGGUCACGUUCUAUGGUAGUCUAUUUAGAGAGAGUGAGAUUUGGAUAUGCAUGGAAUUAAUGUCGACAUCUUUAGAUAAAUUUUACAAGAGUGCAUAUGCGAAUAACUUACCGCUUAAGGAAAAAGUUUUAGGGAAAAUGGUCUACUGCAUAUUGAGCGCUCUCUAUUUUUUAAAAACAGAACUAAAGGUCAUUCACCGAGACGUGAAACCGUCCAAUAUGUUGGUUAAUAGGCAGGGCGCCGUAAAAAUUUGCGAUUUCGGAAUAUCAGGAAAUUUGGUCGAUUCCUAUGCAAAUACUAAAGACGCCGGAUGUAAACCAUAUAUGGCUCCAGAGAGAAUAGAAGGUCCAGGCUCUGACCAAUAUACGACUGCUUCAGAUGUUUGGAGUAUAGGUGUAUCUUUUGUUGAAAUUGCUAAAGGUAAAUAUCCAUAUAGUCGGUGGACGACGCCGUUUGAAAUGCUGAAAGAAGUUGUGGACGGAGAGCCUCCUCAUUUGUCCCAUUCUGACUUUUCAAAUGAAAUGUGCGACUGCAUCAAUAGCUGUUUGCAAAAAAGGGCUGAAAACCGUCCCUCCUACCCCGAUUUAAUGCAAAUGACUUUCAUAAAGAAUUAUAAAAAUGAGGACAUUUCUGAUUACGUCUGUCGAGUAUUGGAUACAAUGCAAUUGUAA
Dimorphilus gyrociliatus is the source of this 1480-nucleotide messenger RNA. NCBI's taxonomy places the organism in Eukaryota, Metazoa, Annelida, Polychaeta, Dinophilidae. The record is from the annotation of a GenBank genome assembly.